Messenger RNA from Saccostrea echinata, 1252 nucleotides. RefSeq names its product RNA-binding protein FUS-like. The record is from RefSeq and is a predicted model, not a curated record. Bases 29 to 715 code for a protein of 228 amino acids. The transcript has 2 exons. NCBI's taxonomy places the organism in Eukaryota, Metazoa, Mollusca, Bivalvia, Ostreida, Ostreidae.
GCGCAACUUUGACCGGGUUGAGACCCACAUGACCACUGGAAACAUGGACAACAUCAUCAUCUUUGUGUCCGAGUUCCUCAAUGGAGGGCAGCUUGAAUAUUUGAAGGCUAUCUUUGAGUACCUGAAAGCAACAGAUAGCAGCAGAGACAUUGACAGGAGAAGAAUGGGUUCAACUCCCGAAUGGGAUACUUCAAUGGAUCCAGAUAGUGGGUAUAAAGGAUAUGAAACAACUGAAUCAUACCCAAAGGAUCCAGAUGGGGAAUUGGAAGGUUAUGGGAGGACGGAACCAUACCCAAUGGAUCCAGAUAGUGACUCUGGGGAAUAUGGAACAACUGGACCAUACCCAGUGUAUCCAGAUAGUGGAUUUGGAGGAUAUGGAACAACUGGACCAUACCCAGUGGAUCCAGAUAGUGGAUUUGGAGGAUAUGGAACAACUGGACCAUAUCCAAUGGAUCCAGAUAGUGGAUUUGGAGGAUAUGGAACAUCAUACCCAAUGGAUCCAGAUAGUGAAUCUGGAAAAUAUGAAACAACUCGACCAUAUCCAAUGGAUCCAGAUAGUGGAUUUGGAGGAUAUGGAACAUCAUACCCAAUGGAUCCAGAUAAUGACUCGGGAGAAUAUGGAACAACUGGACCAUAUCCAAUGGAUCCAGAUGGAAGAUAUAAAACAACCGAAUCAUAUCCUAUGGAACUGGAUAGCAACUGGCCCGUAUACUAGCAAUGAUACGGAUCAAAAGAGAAUUUCAGUUCCUUAAUUGUGCGAUUGGUGAUUUUGAUGAAUGAGAUAUGAACAAAAUCAAAGUCAACAACGGAUUCUGAGAACUCAUAGAAAGCCACUUUUUGUUAUCAGUUUAUUUCUAGAAGUUUGUCUCUGUUAUUACGAUAGAAUAUUUUCUGUGAUUCAUUUCUUUGAAAACAUAGAUAUGAAAACUGAACUAUGUACAGGAUUUUUGUAAAGCUAGCAGGGUAUUUUCUAAACCAUGCUUAUUGACUUGUUUUCGAGGGUAACAUAAGUUUUGUCCAACCCGAGGGCCAAAGUGACUGAGGUCGUUUUUGUCAGCCAAUUCCUUGUUUUGUUUAUGAACUUGUUCACGGAAAACCUAGAUCUGUAUUGAAGAAGAUGGAUAACAUAAUUGUUUUGGAUUAGCCCGUUUACACUUAGCAGUGUAGAAUUAUGAACGUUACUUUGACAGCAACUAGCUGCAGAAUCUCUUGGAAAGAAAAUUCGAACAGAAAUAAAAUGCUCUUCUAUGUC